This is a messenger RNA of Aureobasidium vineae, 1512 nucleotides long. NCBI's taxonomy places the organism in Eukaryota, Fungi, Ascomycota, Dothideomycetes, Dothideales, Saccotheciaceae. The record is from the annotation of a GenBank genome assembly.
AUGGUCGGUUUCCUUGGAAUGACUGGCAAGGCCCUGUCUAUUGCUCAGGUUGCAUUGGUCGUGGCUCCAUCUUUCAUUCUAUUUGGUUACAACCAGUCCGGUCUCGGCCCAUUGCUGUCCGAAGAGAACUGGAGACACCAAUUCCCUCAAAUCAACACUGUCGACUACACGGGUGAGGUCAAGGCCCACCAUGCUACCCUCCAGGGUCUCGUUAUCGCGACAUUCACACUCGGUGCGCUGAUUGGCGCUUUGAGUUGUAGUUACACUGGUACCCUUCUCGGAAGACGUUGGGUCAUCUUCAUCGGCGCUCUUUGCACACUUAUUGGCGAAGCCAUUGAGUGCUCUGCUUUCGGACUCGCUCAACUCAUUGUCGGCCGUGUCAUCAUUGGUCUUGGUGUUGGCCAACUGUCAGCUACUGUCCCCGUUUGGCAAUCAGAAUGUUCCUCCGCCAAGAACCGUGGUAAGCACGUUGUACUUGACGGCAUGUUCAUCUCGUUCGGUUACACUCUCGAGUCCUGGAUCGAUUUCGGAUUCUUCACGCUCAAGACCGGAUCUGUUACCUGGCGCCCUCCGAUUGCCAUCGCUCUCCUCUUCUCGCUCAUCGUUUUGUUCUCCAUCUGGUUCUUCCCCGAAUCACCCCGCUGGCUUCUUGCCCAGAAUCGCGCCCAGGAAGCUCGUGAGAACUUGGCUGCUCUCAAGGGCCUCCCAGUCGAUUCUCCCGAGAUUGAGGCAGAAUGUGUUGGCAUUGAGCUCUCCCUCGAGGACUCUUCAACCAAAGCCGCCUCUUUCAAGGAUCUGUUCAGCAUGGGCGAAGACAAGCUCGCAUACCGUUUCGGUCUCUGUAUCUUGCUUCAGUUCUUCCAGCAGAUGUCCGGAACUAACCUCAUCUCCGUCUAUGCCUCCACCAUCUUCCAACAGGGUCUUGGUAUGACUGCUUACAACUCCAAGCUUUUGUCUGCUGGUACUCUGACCUGGAAGUUCUUGUCCUGUUUCGUUGCCUUCUUCUGCAUCGAUCGUUUCGGUCGUCGCCUUUGUUUCAUGGUUUCUGGAGGUGGUAUGGCGUUGUGCAUGGUCGCUCUUGCCGUCGCAACCUCGUUCCCUCACGACAACUACGGUGCAUCUGUCGCAGCCGCCUUCUUCGUCUACCUCUUCUGCUUCUUCACCCCCAUCGGUUUCCUUGGUGCCAACUUCCUAUACUGCACCGAAGUCAGCCCCAUACGUCUUCGCGUGGCCAUGGCAUCAAUCUCUACCGCUAACCACUGGCUCUGGAAUUUCGCCGUUGCCAUGAUUACGCCAGUAGCAAUCAACAAUAUCGGCUACCAGUACUACAUCGUCUACGCCUGCAUUGAUCCCGAGACCAAGGGACGUUCGCUGGAAGAGCUCGACACCAUCUUCAAGGACAGCCCUUCAGUGUUGGGUACUGUCAAGUACGCCAAGUACAAGCCCAUGAUGACUGCAGACGAGGUGCCUUACGCCAAAACCUCAGACCACGUCUACGAGGAGAAGGUGUAA